Messenger RNA from Morone saxatilis (striped sea-bass), 3507 nucleotides. RefSeq names its product RNA-binding Raly-like protein. Gene Ontology annotation, cellular component: nucleus. Bases 8 to 889 code for a protein of 293 amino acids. NCBI's taxonomy places the organism in Eukaryota, Metazoa, Chordata, Actinopteri, Moronidae. The transcript is spliced from 8 exons. Gene Ontology annotation, molecular function: RNA binding. The record is from RefSeq and is a predicted model, not a curated record.
GUGGAGAAUGACUGGUAAAACCCAGACCAGCAACGUAACCAACAAGAAUGAUCCACGCUCCCUCAAUUCCAGAGUCUUUAUCGGCAACCUCAACACAGCCAUCGUCAAGAAGACCGACAUAGAGGUCAUCUUUGCCAAGUACGGCAAGAUAGUGGGUUGCUCUGUGCACAAGGGUUACGCCUUCGUACAGUAUUUGAACGAGAGGAACGCCCGAGCAGCUGUGGCGGGAGAAAACGCCCGUAUCAUCGCUGGACAGCCUCUUGACAUAAACAUGGCGGGUGAGCCCAAGCCAUACAGGCCUAAAGCAGGCUCCAAACGGCCACUCUCAGCUGUUUAUAGUGGUUAUGAAUUUGAUUACGAGUACUACAGGGAUGAUUUCUACAGCAGGCUUUUUGACUACCACGGCAGAGUGGCCCCCCCACCCAGAGCCGUGAUCCCCCUCAAGCGCUCCAGGGUGCUCGCUCCCUCCUCCCGCCGUGGGAAGACCUCCUUCCCCAUCAAAACAUCCUCCUCUUCCUCCUCCUCAUCCUCCAGACCUCCCACAUCAUCCUCCUCCUCCGGGCUCAAACCAGUGAAGACGGACCAGCUUCAGACUAUUAAACGGGAGCUGACUCAGAUCAAGAUGAAGAUUGACUCCUUGCUGGGACGCUUGGAGAAGAUCGAGAAGCAGCAGAGAGUCGAUUCUGAGGCUCAAAGAAAGUAUGAGGACAACUGUGACUCCCUGCAUGAGGAGUCCGUGUCAGAGACGGCAGAAAACUCCGGGGAGGAGGCCGGCGAGGGGGCGCUGGACGUGGAGGCGGGAGAGAUGACCGAUGGAGGCGAGGACGACUACGACGAGGAGGGCAGCCACCAUCUGAUAGAGAACCAUGUAUCGGAUAUUGACAACUGAGAUCAGGAUGAGGCAGCAGACACCCCCGGUCGGCGGGAUUAGAAUUCAUCAUCACCUUCGAGAGACAGAAAAGGAUCUCUGAGGGCUCAAGACACCCAUUCUGGACUGUAAGUUGUGUUCAAGAGAUGCUGAAUCACAUUUAGAUGCCCAACUGUGCAGCACAAACCAAAUGUGAUGUGCUCUCUGAAGAAAAUGUAUUCAAGACCCAUUUUAAUGCAUCGGCCUGAGUUUGCCUCAUGGAUAUUCUGCGCAAUUUAUAUUUCAUUGCAAGAGGCUGACGGUAUCAUCUGCUAAUCCUGUUCCUGAAAAAAUAAAAAGAGAGGAUGAGGGUUUUAUUCUGAUUUCUAAAUUGAAUUACGUGGAGAGAAGGGAACAUGACGACGUUGAUCAAUUGUUGCUGCUUUUAUGAAAUGUGUUUUCGUUGUAAUUUCACAAACAGUUUUUUAUUGAAUUUCUGUUGUUGCUCAAAAAUCGAAUGAAUAAAUGACAGUCAGAACAAUCUGCAGUAUGAUAUUCAGAAAAUGAAUGAAACAUCAGUGCCGUCUGGUUCGGAUUUGACUCCUUAUAUAUAAGCCAAUAGCUGUGAGCAUAACUUUAUCCAGCUUUAUCCAUUUAUCACACAAAUACCCUGUGGGGCUGUUCCAUCAUAUAUUCCAACUCCUGCCAAGUUUCAGAAGCAGAAAGAGCUUCCUGUGGUAGAGAGCCAACACUGGCACAGGCCUCCUGCCAGGGAGCAGUGCCCUAACGUCUCAAUGCGCUGCUCCCCGCUCAGCCUGUGCAUCCCAACAUGGACUGCUGCUGUUUGGGAGCCAACGCCCUUUUUCCUCCUCCUCUAACAUCUCCCUCCGCAUACAGCAUUGAUUCUGUCUCAUGUAGGCAAAGGAGCGAGGCCAGUUUUUUUUUUGGAAACGGCGGAAGCUGUAUUAUCUUUAUUUAUACAUUAAAAGGCUUUGAGAUUAUCUAAAGUAUGUGAUCCCUGUUUCAGAUCGCUUAAAUUACGGAUUAAAAAUUGAAUCUAACAUGACACAACGGCAAAUGCUUCCUAAAAACAGCCUAAAUAAGUAGUGAAACAAUACAAACCAGCACCCCAUUUCUCUUGAAAUGUCCAUAAAAGUCAAUAUAGUGGUCAGAUGAACUGGUCAGCAGUGGAUGAUUCAGUUGGUUACAGUUUACUAACAUGUUCAUGAUUUCUACCAGUUUGGAUCUGUCCGUUAUAGCUGCCAUGUGGAGCAGCUAACAUGCAAACAUUUCAAAUGCAGCUUAAGCUCCAGCUGAGCCAUUAUAAUUAACCUGAUUAUAAAUAAAUUGCUGAAGUGAAUUAUGUCACCAGUGACUGGAUGUCAGCAUGUUCUACUGUUAAUUAUUCAGUUCAUAUUUGCCCUUCUUCUUUUUUUCCCCAAUAUGUGACAGAGUAUAUUUGCUCCAAACAAUGACAUAGGCGUGUUUGUUGUCUCUAGCGUUCAGUUUCAUUUUAAAGCCGUUCUCAGAAGGGGGUAGGUGUUGGGAAGUACAGCUAAUAUGCACCAGGUGUGCCAGCUGAUUGACCGGUAACAUCAGUUAGGCUGAUUAUGUGUAUCAGCAACAACUUCAGUGCUUUAAAAGCUUUUAGGCGACUAUUCAAACAGGUUUAAUAGUGUGGACGUUGUGUGUUAAAGCCUAAUUUAUGUUUCUGAACAGUCAGCUGGCACACCUGGUACGAGCUAUAACAACACCUCUGAAGGGGCAGUCGGGCUGGAUUUCGCGUGGCAAAAUCUUGCAGGUGCGACAUAAGUGCGGAAAUAGUGUAGAUGGGGUGUAAAACUGCGAGAGCUAGCAAGGCUAAUGGGCUAACAUUCAGCAAAUUGUACAACAAUAAAUUAUACAGCUUCAUACCAAAUACUUAACUGUCAUUAACUUCCGUCACUGUCCUUGCACUCUCUGCUGCUAAAUAACAUCUCUCCUUCCCUGCCGCUUGUACAACAUCACAGUGCAGUGAUACAUAAACAGUCAGUAUGUCCUGAAUGAGAGGUCAAUUCCACCACAUCUCUUAAACUAGCUGGACAUAGGAGAGCCUCGCAGUUUCAGUGUCAAGAGUUCAAUCCCAUCAAACUCUUCCUCUUGUACUUCAAGCUCGUGCUCUGAAGCAUAAACGUCCGGUGUGACCGCAUCACGAUUCCUCCUGAGGGUGUUUUUUUUAAAGAAGUGAAAGCAUGAAAGCAAACAGAAAAUUUAAAUAACUUACUGAAUAUCAGUAGAGAAGUCCUGAAUUUAUGUAAAAGUUGAAUCAUUGGAUUAAACAUUGGUAGUUUAAUGAGUUGUUUCACACAAAUUGCUAAAAAAGAAAACUAAAAUAAACAUGUCCCUCUCUCAAAGCUUAGUGGUGUCCAUUCAAGCAGAUAGGUUUGGUUUUAUUUGCACAGGCUUUGAGAUAUCUGCCCCAGAGACUUGCAGGCAACCCAGUACAAUCCAAGUAAAAUAUAUUUAAUUUGCAGCACUUGAAGCAUUAAAAAUGGCAUUUGGAAAAUUCAGCAGAAAUCUUUCUGUCCAGAAACAAUGUUCUAAUCACUCUGAAGAAUCCACAAAUACCUCUGUAGACAUUUUUCACUAUUUUAUUUGACCUUUGGUAAAAAAAAAAAAAA